Molecule: messenger RNA, 1526 nt
Organism: Drosophila miranda
Lineage: Eukaryota; Metazoa; Arthropoda; Insecta; Diptera; Drosophilidae
Product: sister chromatid cohesion protein PDS5 homolog A-like
Exons: 6
Coding region: 1-1452 (483 amino acids)
Biological process (GO): DNA repair; mitotic sister chromatid cohesion
Cellular component (GO): nucleus; chromatin
Source: RefSeq, a predicted model, not a curated record
AUGUUAAUAUACUCGUCUAUACAUGUGGAUAACCUUAUUCCUGACCCAACAGAAGCCAAGCAGAGAGUGGACUGGAUCAAGAACAAGAUACUGCACGGCUACUACAAGGUGGGUCUGGAGGAUCGCCUGCUAGUAGAGCGUUUGCUUAUCACCUCAUUGGUUCCCUACAAACUGGCGCCCGAGGAGCGCAUGAAGAAACUGUACCAUCUGCUGGGCGAUCUUGAUGCGAAUGCAACCAAGGCCUUUGUUGAACUGCAAAAGAAUCAAAUGAAGACACGCAACACGGUUAGCGAUUGGAUCAAGCUGCAUCACUCCAAGGAGUUUACUCCCCGGGUGCUCGGUCAACUGGCUGUUAAACAGACCACCAUUGCCAAAUCAGCGCCUGCCGAUUUCCGUCCUGUCCGGCUUCAGUGGGUGAGGAUGACGGACAUUGUUUAUCCGAACGGCUGUCGGCCAUUGGUGGAAGACCUGGGCACAGACGAGCUCAUACGCCGCCUUAAGACACUCGCCAAUGUCCUGCAGACCAUGGACCAAGAUGACAAUCUCUAUCAACAAUAUAUACCAUUGGCACUCCACUUGCUGGACGACUUCUUUAUGCAGCAUACAUCCCGCGAUGUCCAACUGCUGAUAGCGUGCUGCAUAGCGGAUGUAUUGCGCGUAUAUGCGCCUGAGGCCCCCUACAAAGAGCAAGAUCAAAUCAAAAGCAUUUUCAAGUUUUUUAUCAAACAAUUGCACGGUCUAAAGGAUCCCCGCGAUCCGUCCUUCAAGCGUUACUUUUAUCUAUUGGAGAACUUAGCCUUUGUCAAGUCUUUCAACAUGUGCUUCGAGCUCGAGGACUGCCAGGAAAUCUUCCACGACCUGUUUAGUACCAUUUUUAAAAUUGUGAACGAUCAGCACAGUGCCAAGAUCACAAACUUUUUCCUGGACGUGCUAAGUGCCCUGAUAACCGAGGCUGACAAUUUGUCCGUGGAUCUUCUGGACCUCUUACUGAUUAACAUAGUGGAACCAAAUAAAUCAAGCAACAGAUGUGCUGCACAUAUAACCGAGCAACUGCUCGCCAAGACCGGUGACGCAUUGGAGUCCCCAAUCAAAAUGUUCUUUAACCGUGCAUUGGUCAUGGAUAAGCCGAACAACAAACUGUCUAUUACAAACAAAAAAUAUGAUAUCAUCUAUGAGCUUAAUCGCAUCAAUCCCGAUCUUCUGUACUCCGUGCUGCCCCAAUUGGAGAACAAACUACUGUCCACUGAUGAUGCAGAAAGGCUGAAAGCCACCACGUUGCUGUCGCGCAUGUUCUCCGAGAAGGACUCGCAGCUGUCGCAGAAAUAUCAAAACCUGUUACGCACCUUCUUGGGCCGCUUCUGCGAUAUCUCGGAGGCAGUGCGUGUCAAGUGCGUACAAUCGCAUGAAUGGCCUGGCCUACAUCUACAAAGUGGCCAUCUGCGAACCAAAUGACUUGAGUGCUGAUGCCAAGCAGAGAGUGGACUGGAUCAUGAACAAGAUACUGCACGGCUACUACAAGGUGGGUC